Vanessa tameamea is the source of this 1555-nucleotide messenger RNA. It is a transcript of the gene NGR-A26, whose product is annotated as cardioacceleratory peptide receptor-like. The coding region runs from base 10 to 1293 and encodes 427 amino acids. The record is from RefSeq and is a predicted model, not a curated record. The transcript is spliced from 10 exons. Gene Ontology annotation, molecular function: neuropeptide receptor activity; vasopressin receptor activity. Gene Ontology annotation, biological process: neuropeptide signaling pathway. NCBI's taxonomy places the organism in Eukaryota, Metazoa, Arthropoda, Insecta, Lepidoptera, Nymphalidae. Gene Ontology annotation, cellular component: plasma membrane.
UACAGAAUCAUGGAUCCAGAUCUCAUGGUAGAAGAGAUGGGGGAUGUGACCACCACAUCCCCGUACACCGUAUUCCCAUCGAACCAUAGCUUCUGGAAGAAUGGCACUGAAAGUAACCUCAACAUAUACUAUUUUUAUGACUCGGUCCAGUUCACGGUGAUGUGGGUCCUCUUUGUUCUGAUCGUGGUACUGAAUGCGUCUGUCAUUGCAGCAUUGCUUUGCACCAAUGCAAGGAAGAGCAGGAUGAACUUCUUCAUAAUGCAAUUGGCUAUUGCAGAUUUAUUCGUGGGGCUGAUAUACGUUUUUGUGGAUAUCGUUCAAAAAAUUACCAUUGCGUGGCUGGCUGGCGAAUUCAUGUGCAAAAUUGUGAAAUUCCUUCAGGCUGUGGUGAUGUAUGCAUCGACAUACGUGCUGGUAGCCCUCAGCAUAGACCGGUGCGAUGCCAUCACGAACCCCAUGAAUUUCUCCGGCAGUUGGAACCGUGCAAGGGGUCUCAUCGUGUCAGCCUGGCUUAUUAGUAUAGUGUUCUCCAUUCCGCUUCUCAUACUAUACGAAGUGAAGGAAGUACAAGGUCAGCUACAAUGCUGGAUAGAAUUAGGCACAGCUCGACGCUGGCAGAUCUGGAUGACUCUGGUGUCAGUCAUGAUCUUCGUACUACCGGCGCUUGCUAUCGCCGCUUGUUAUGCCGUUAUUGUCCUGACUAUUUGGACGAAAAGCAAGGCUGUGGUCAUGAGUCCACCUAUCAACUCCAGAAGAACAAAAACUUUAAGAAAUGGGCAAGUGGAAUGCGACCCCGAUUCCAGACGCGCCAGUUCGCGUGGCUUAAUACCCAGAGCUAAAAUCAAAAGCGUCAAAAUGACUUUUGUAAUUGUUUUCGUGUUCGUCCUAUGCUGGUCUCCAUACAUAGUGUUCGAUCUCUUGCAAGUAUACAAUCAGAUACCGUUGACGCAAACGAACCUUGCCAUCGCCACUCUCAUACAAAGUCUCGCGCCGCUCAAUUCUGCAGCAAAUCCCUUGAUAUGCUGCAUGUUCUCGCCACACAUUUACUCAAGUUUAAGACGAGUACCGCCCUAUCGCUGGCUCUGGUGUGGACGUCGUCGGAGGCGGCACGUACGCGGAACUGUGCGCUCGCGUUCUGAUUCCACCGCUAACUCCGACUUACUGAGUUCCACCCACGCGAGACGGUCGCAUUCCGUCGCCACUAUACUAAACCGCACCCGUAGUAGCAGCAUAACGCGAGCGCAGGAACAACGCCGCACCCAGCUACUAGUGCUGUUGCCGCCACGAGACUGACGUCGACCCGCCGCGCUAGCUCGCGACGUUAUGCUUUAACGAAUAUUAUUAUGUAUACGCUUAAUGAUACCCAAAUUAAGCAUAGUGAUUGGUUAGUAUUAAUAAGCGUAAAUUGUUUUAUUAAUAGUAUAUGUUAACAAUAUAUUGGUAAAUUAUAUAUUAUUUUCCGAAUUUAAUCAUAUGUCAGAUCGUAUUUAUUUAACACGCGAAACUAUCAACGUAAUCACAUUUAAAAUUUUAUUGUGACAGUAUCUGGCAAAAA